AGCGAUUCUCUCCGGUCUUCAUCUCCUUCCUCAAAUGCCUUUCUCCUUCCUUCCUUUCGAUUCCAUCUCUCAAUUCUCUGAAAUCCCUCGAUGAAUUUAUUCCCUUUUUCAGUCCCCAUUUCCGAAGAUUAGGGUUCUUAUACCAAUUCCGUUUCUAUUUUGUUUUCACUCAAACAAAUUCGUUUGAUUUCUCUAUGAUUCUCCCCUUCCCUUCUCUCAACGCCAAUUCCAUCCAGAUUUCUAGGGCAUCUUUGAUUUCCCUAUUGAUUUUGGUUCUGGCCCUCGUCGCCUCUUCAGAACCCAUUGCGAGUGUCGAGGAGCUCGAAAUCAACACCACCACCGCCAUGAAGGUCCACCCAUUGCCAAGGAAGCGCAAUAUCGCCGUUCGGAAUAACCCCAAUUCGAGAAACUCCCUCGAAGAUCAAUCCCUUCUGAACCACAAGAAACUCAGGAGAUUACCUCAUGUCUUCAGUCGAGUCCUCGAGCUUCCUUUUCGAUCUGAUGCAGAUGUUUUGGUUGAGGAGAAUCCUGAUUGUUUCCGAUUCAUUGCUGAAACUGACGGUGACAUAAGCGAUGGAGUUAGGGCUCAUGCUGUGGAAAUCCAUCCAGGGGUUAUUAAGAUCGUUGUCCGGGAAACUGCGUCGUUGGAAAUGACAAUGGAUGAGCUCGAAUUGGACAUGUGGAGGUUCCGGCUACCGGAGACGACGCGUCCAGAGCUUGCGAGUGCGGCGUUUGUUGAUGGAGAGCUUAUAGUUACUGUUCCAAAGGGGAAUGAGGAGAAUUCUGAUGAUGGUGGAGGAGAUAUCUGGGGAGAUGAAAUGGAAGGUCGGCUUGUUCUUGUACAGUAAUUUAAUCCUUACCCUUUUUUCGUUUUUGUACUAACUGUUGAAAAUUUCCUUCUUCAACAUUAUUAUAUGUCGUUCCAGAUUUCCUGUUAGCUUCCCUUGUUGAAUCUCUGUUUAUCCCUUGUCUCAAACAUAAACAUAGAACUUAAAAACGUAAUACUCAACUCUUUUGAACUC
Molecule: messenger RNA, 1022 nt
Organism: Cucurbita moschata (crookneck pumpkin)
Lineage: Eukaryota; Viridiplantae; Streptophyta; Magnoliopsida; Cucurbitales; Cucurbitaceae
Exons: 1
Coding region: 195-848 (217 amino acids)
Source: RefSeq, a predicted model, not a curated record